Magnolia sinica is the source of this 3532-nucleotide messenger RNA. RefSeq names its product anaphase-promoting complex subunit 2. Gene Ontology annotation, cellular component: anaphase-promoting complex. Gene Ontology annotation, molecular function: ubiquitin protein ligase binding. Bases 243 to 2957 code for a protein of 904 amino acids. Gene Ontology annotation, biological process: ubiquitin-dependent protein catabolic process. NCBI's taxonomy places the organism in Eukaryota, Viridiplantae, Streptophyta, Magnoliopsida, Magnoliales, Magnoliaceae. The record is from RefSeq and is a predicted model, not a curated record. The transcript has 16 exons.
AAUCCCAUAGAUUUUCAUUCCUCAUCGGAGGUCUGUUUCUAGGCGGCAAACCAAAGGACGAAAAUGCUCUCCUCUCUCUGCCUCUCUGAUACAGUCAUUCUAGCGGUUGGGGUUCUGCCCUAUGUCGUCGAAAUGAGUAGCUGCAAGAAGAAGCGGUGGAUUGACUUUCAGAUAGAGGGCUAUCAUAGGUUUUGAUCCUCAACUCCAUCUUCUGGGACGUUUCUCCCGCAGCCUCUUCUUCAAUGCAGAACCUAGCUAUUUUUGACUCGCUGACGGAUGACUCCAUCAACGAGAUUCUGCAGAGCUCCGCAGCCUCUUCUUCAAUGCAGAACCUAGCGAUUCUUGACUCCCUGACGGAUGACUCCAUCGACGAGAUUCUGCAGAGCUGGAACGGUUACUGCACCUGCGCAGAACUUCUCCUCAAAGACAAGGGGGAUCUUUCUAUUGAAUCCGAGUUUGUUUCAUUUGUUAACGUUCUCUGCAAACAUGGAUUGGAUUCUCUCGUACAAGAUCACUUCCUUCAAGCCCUAGAAGAGACAUUCAGGAAAAAUGGGGUCAUGAAGUUUUGGCAACAUUUUGAUGCUUAUUGUGAUGUUGCAAUGUUGGAAACCGAGAAACCCCUCAUUCAGGAAAAUUGGGUUCAGAGAGUACUAUGCGAAUCGUUGGAAGAAAUAUGCUUAGAAAAACGAUAUCAGGAAAAGUGCUUGUUGAUUCUGGUUCAUGCUCUACAGUCAUACAAGGAAAGUAUGUUGAAAGAAAGUGAGAAAUCAGAGGAGGAGAAGGUCAAUCUUCUUUCUGGGUACCAGUUGAUGGUAUCUUCAGUUCUGCUAACAACCCUUCCUUGGCAUUUUCCAGAGAUUCUUCGCUUGUAUUUUAAGGAGAGGUUGGAAGAAUUGAGUACAAUGAUGGCUGGACAAGACGAAGAUGGGUGUGAAACCCAAUUCAAAGGUGGUAUUAAUUUAGAUAAAAGUAGCAAGCUUUUCUCAGGAAUCGAUGAAGGGGAUUUUGUUGAAAGUCAUCAUGAGACAAAUUCUGCGAAGAACAACAUAUUGGUGAAAAACAUAGGUAAGGUUGUUCGUGAUUUAAGGAGUCUUGGAUUUACAUCCAUGACAGAAGAUGCCUAUGCUUCUGCCGUAUUCUUGCUUUUGAAGACCAAAGUUCAUAAUUUGGCUGGUGAUGAUUAUAGGAGUCCUGUCUUAGAGUCUAUUAAAGAGUGGAUUCAGGCUGUACCUCUCCAAUUCUUACAUGCUCUUCUUGCUUAUUUGGGGGACUCAAUUGGUUUUGAUAGCGCAUCAUCUGGUAUCAAGUCGCCUUUGGCUUCAUGUCCAUCAUUAUGUUUCCCUGGGAUUGAUAUUCCUUCUGAAGGUCUCAUUAGAUGGCAGCUUCGGCUUGAGUAUUUUGCUUAUGAAACGUUGCAAGACUUGAGAAUAAGCAAGCUUUUUGAGAUUAUUGUAGAUUACCCUGAAAGCUCUCCAGCAAUAGAAGACUUAAAGAAGUGUCUAGAAUAUACUGGCCAACAUUCAAAGCUUGUUGAUUCAUUUAUUUCUGCUUUAAGAUAUCGCUUGCUUACUGCUGGCGCUUCAACCAACGACAUACUGCACCAGUAUGUAUCAACUAUUAAGGCACUCCGAACAAUAGACCCGGCUGGUGUAUUCCUUGAAGCAGUAGGUGAACCAAUAAGAGAAUAUUUAAGAGGAAGAAAGGAUACCAUAAAAUGCAUUGUGACAAUGCUUACCGAUGGGACUGGAGGAAAUCCCAAUGGGCCUGGGAAUACUGGGGAUAGCCUUCUUGAGGAGUUAAACAGAGAUGCAGAAAAUCAAGAGAAUGCUGAUUGUGAUGAUGAUUUCAACUCUGAUGACAAGCAGGCAUGGACUAAGGCUGAGCGCUGGGAACCUGACCCGGUAGAGGCAGACCCAUUGAAGGGUAGCAGGAAUAGAAGAAAGAUUGAUAUCCUAGGUAUGAUGGUUAGCAUAAUCGGCUCAAAGGAUCAACUUGUCAAUGAAUAUCGUGUAAUGCUGGCAGAGAAGCUUCUGAAUAAAGCUGAUUAUGACAUUGACUCAGAGAUUCGUACUUUGGAACUUCUUAAGAUACACUUUGGAGAGAGCAGCAUGCAAAGGUGCGAAAUUAUGCUUAAUGAUCUGAUUGAUUCCAAGAGGACAAAUGCCAAUAUAAAGGCAACCAUACAGCCAUUGCAGAGAGGUGCCGGGCAAGAAGAAAUGGGAGUGUCGCUGGAUGUUCUUGAUGCUACCAUAAUAUCUUCAAACUUUUGGCCGCCAAUCCAGGCCGAAUCCCUUAACAUACCUGCAUCUGUGGACCAACUGCUUUCUGAUUAUGCAAAGAGGUUUCAUGAAAUCAAAACCCCUCGCAAGUUAUUGUGGAAGAAGAAUCUUGGAACAGUCAAGUUGGAGUUGCAGUUUGAAGAUCGGAUUAUCCAGUUCACGGUAGCUCCAGUGCAUGCUGCAAUCAUCAUGCAAUUUCAAGAGCAAACAAGUUGGACUUCUAAAAACCUUGCAGCUGUAAUAGGGGUGCCUGUGGAUACACUAAAUCGAAGGAUAAGCUUUUGGAUAAGCAAAGGAAUCCUUGCAGAAUCAGUGGGAGCAGAGUCUGAUGACCAUGUUUUUACUAUUGUGGAUGACAUGGCUGAUACAAAUAGGAAUGGUGUUAACAGUGGGAGCUGUGAAGAGCUUUUAGUUGCUGAUGAAGAGGGGGAGAGAUCUGUCGCCUCUGUUGAGGAACAACUGCUGAAAGAAAUGACUGUCUAUGAGAAAUUUAUUUUGGGGAUGCUUACUAAUUUCGGCAGCAUGGCGCUGGAUCGGAUACACAAUACUCUGAAGAUGUUCUGUGUAGCCGAACCUCCUUAUGACAAGUCACUCCAACAGCUGCAAAGCUUUCUUUCUGGCCUCAUAUCAGAAGAGAAGUUAGAACUGAGGGAUGGGAUGUACUUUCUGAAGAAGUAACCAUGGAGGUGGAAUGCAUCGGGCUUGAGCAAAUGGCCCAUAUCAUUUUUCCAUCUUAUAAUUAUUACUCUUAAGCUAAUCAUGUUGUGCAUUUAGGGUGCAUUUGGAUGCAAUAUGAAUUUAGUUGUAACAGUUGGUCCAAUGAAGUGGAAACAAUCAACUUACAUUUCCUUCAUCAGCACUGACAUUGAAGGAGUGGUCUUCAGGCUGCAAUUGGGUUAUUCUCAUGGACUCAAAAGGAAUGUUUUUGUUGCAGUUUGAGGGCUACUUCCUCAUAAUGAAUACCAGGAAACAUAAUAAGGUUUUCAUCAAUUCAUUUGUUCACCCAAAUGCAGCCUUAUAUAUUUGUUUACCAGAAGUUUUCAAGGUUUGUUAACGUAUUUUACUGUUAUCACACAUGACUUAAGGUAGCUCUUUGUGUCCCUACCGAAGCUGCAGUGCGAAAGAAUGAGGAGCGAACAGGAUUAGACACCCUGGUAGUCCAUGCUGUAAGUGAUGAGUGUUUGCCCUUGGUCUAUGCAUAUCAGGGGCCUAGCUAACGCAUGAAACACUCCGCCUGGGGAUUAUGGUCGCAA